Messenger RNA from Alternaria atra, 489 nucleotides. RefSeq lists its product as uncharacterized. The record is from RefSeq and is a predicted model, not a curated record. NCBI's taxonomy places the organism in Eukaryota, Fungi, Ascomycota, Dothideomycetes, Pleosporales, Pleosporaceae. Bases 1 to 489 code for a protein of 162 amino acids. The transcript has 2 exons.
AUGUACGCAAAAGCUAUUCAGGAACCCAUACGUGAUCCCAUGCGGCAUGUCCUAUACUUCCCCGAAACUUCUACUGAACCCAUCUUCUCCAUGCUCGCCUUCGACGAGCAAGGUACAGUAGGCGGCCUCGAACAUCACUUCACAGGCGCAUCAGCUCAAGAGAUCAAAAGGCUCUCUUUCCACAACUGCUAUUUGCCAUACUUUGUCCAAAUCAACUACGACACGAAUUUUCGUAGAGAGCGUGCACUCGCUGAGAACAAGAGCUUUGGACUGCCGUUUCGAGGCCCAGUCGUUGUCUUGACGUAUGACUUGGAGAUUGCGCUGAGUGGUCCGGCCUUGAAUGUCGAUACUACGAUCAUGGGCCCAUUGAUGGAUUAUGUCAAGCUGUGUCACGAGUAUGAUGGGCCAAAGUUCAUUGAGCAACCACAGCAAAGGUAUACCAAGUCAGAGCUGGAAGAUAUCAUGGGUACGCCUGCUAAGUCCGGUUGA